Messenger RNA from Heteronotia binoei (common prickly gecko), 1046 nucleotides. It is a transcript of the gene INO80E, whose product is annotated as INO80 complex subunit E. The coding region runs from base 163 to 900 and encodes 245 amino acids. Lineage: Eukaryota; Metazoa; Chordata; Lepidosauria; Squamata; Gekkonidae. The record is from RefSeq and is a predicted model, not a curated record. Gene Ontology annotation, biological process: chromatin remodeling. Gene Ontology annotation, cellular component: nucleus; Ino80 complex. The transcript has 7 exons.
AGCACAUCCCCUUCUUCUAUUGCAUGCUGGGAGUCGUAGUUCUGCCGUGUCUUAUCUUUCCUCCGCCUCUUUCCUGGGGCGUUCUGGGAAUUGCAGUUCUUUCCCUCUAGCUGGUUUCCUCCUUGUGCCUCGUCCCUGUCCCCAAUUCCUCCCCGGCUGGGCAUGAAUGGGGCAGGGGAGCCUGAUCCUGGUGGUGGGGGCUACAAGAGGCGGUACAGGGCCCUGAAAAGGAGACUCAAGUUCCUGAUCUAUGAACAAGAGUGUUUCCAAGAAGAGCUGAGGAAAGCACAGAGAAAACUCUUAAAAGUUUCACGUGAUAAAAGUUUUCUGCUUGAUCGCCUCCUCCAGUAUGAGAAUGUGGAUGAAGAAUCAUCAGAUUCUGAAGCGACAGCCUCCUCUGACAAUAGUGAUGGGGAGAUGCCCAAAGCGGAGCAGCCGUCUCUAAAGAGAAAACGAAGUCCCCAACUUGGCAGUGCCUCAUCCCCUUCAUCUUCAGGACUUUCCCUCCAGCCGACGUCCGGCUUUGGGCUUCCGGCGUCAGGGACACCAUCCCCCUAUUUGACUUCUCUGGCCUCGCCCCCUUAUGCUCCUUUCCCCUCUGACUACUUGGCCCUGGGGCCUGAGGCUGGGCCCCCUCCACCUGACACCAACGCCACCCGCUCUGCCCGGAGGCCCUCGAGGCCUCGCAAGCUCAAGCUCCCACUGCCCCCCACCUCCAUGUCCGACUGUGGAAAUGUAGUCGUGGGGCUGCCCUUUCCUUCACCCCGGGGAGCCCCCAAGCUUCCACCACCCACCAUCCUCAGCACAGUGCCCCAUCAGAUGUUCAGUGACACAGGGGAGGGAAGUGGUGAAGAUCCCCUGGACGGUGACGAUGAACUGGUCAUUGAUAUUCCUGAGUAACCAUGGAGACCGGCGCACCCCAUUUAAAGGACACAAACCUCCUUGCGAUACGUGUGGGGGCUGUACCCCAUAUUUUAUUUUGGUGAUUUACAGACUCCAAAAACAUGCAAAUCAGUCAAUAAAUGCAAUUGUUUUGUAUAAAAAAA